CUUGCUGAAGCCGGAGCCACGAGGGGGACCAUGGGAGGGACGCAAGUCAAAUGCCUGACUUCCCCCAGUCCUAUCCACAGUGCAAAGAGCGACUCCAUUAUAACCCAGUCGGAGGAGAAGGCAGAUUUCGUGAUUAUUCCCUCUGAAGGAAUAGAGAACAAAACAGAGGAGACAGACUCUCCAUUAUCCCGGGACUGGAGACCAGGCAGCCCCCGGCCCUAUCUGGAGACUUCAUGGGAAGAACAGCUGUUGGAACAACAAGAACAUUUGGAAAAAGAAAUGGAGGAAGCCGGGAGAAUGAUAUCAGGAUUACAGGCCUUACUGCUCAAGGGAUCCUUACCCGAAGAUGAACGGGAGAGGCCCUUGGCCCUCUGUGAACCAGGAGUCAAUCCUGAGGAACAACUGAUUACAAUCCAAAGUCGUCUGGAUCAGAGGAUGGAGGAGAAUCAGGACCUAAAGAAGGAGCUGCUGAAGUAUAAACAAGAAGCCAGAAACUCACAGGGGGUAAAGGAUGCCUUGAAGCAGAGGCUGACUCAGCGGGACACGUCCGUCCUUCAGCUCAGACAAGAACUGCUGAGGGCAAAUGUGGAAGAAGAUGAGCUGCACAACCAGAAGGUGGAUGUGCAGAGGAAGCUAGACGAGAGGAAUUGGCUCUCGGGAGAAUAUAAAAAAGAACUGGGGCAGAAGGACCGCCUCCUGCCCCAGGCCAAGCUGGAGGAAGCACCUCGGAAACUCUCUGAGGCCAUUUACCAGCAGGUGGAUCUGAAGCGGGAGCUGGAACACAAAGACGUGCUUUUUACUCACUGUAUGAAAAGAGAGGCAGAGGAGGUGGCCCACUGCAGCAGUCACAGCCCUCAAAGCAACGGUUUUCUCCUUCCAGUGGCAGGAAAAGGCGCUGCUUCCGUCGCUCACAGAGGGAGCAGCGACCUGCAGCUCGUUCGGGAUGCCCUCCGCAGCCUACGCAACAGUGGCCACGACCCUCAGCACCACACCAUCGACAGCUUGGAGCAGGGCAUCUCCGGCCUCAUGGCGCGCCCGCACGCCAUGGAGACCCAGAGGAAACAGGACAGAAGGGUUCGGGGCAAGUCACCCAGAACUCAAGCAGGUAGUGAAUGCCGGGAGUCCUGGCCCCCGCAUUCAAAGCUGCCUCACUCACAGAGCUCUCCAGCUGUCAGCAGCGCCUGCACGAAGGUGCUCUAUUUCACUGACCGACCACUUACGCCCUUCAUGGUCAAUAUACCGAAGAGGUUGGGGGAGGUGACACUGAAGGAUUUUAAAGCAGCUGUUGACCGGGAGGGAAAUCAUCGGUAUCACAUAAAAGCACUGGAUCCCGAGUUUGGCACUGUCAAGGAGGAGGCUUUCCACGAUGAUGAUGCCAUCGCUGGAUGGGAAGGGAAAAUUGUAGCCUGGCUGUAA
Molecule: messenger RNA, 1416 nt
Organism: Lagenorhynchus albirostris (white-beaked dolphin)
Lineage: Eukaryota; Metazoa; Chordata; Mammalia; Artiodactyla; Delphinidae
Product: dixin-like
Exons: 1
Coding region: 31-1416 (461 amino acids)
Biological process (GO): canonical Wnt signaling pathway
Cellular component (GO): cytosol
Source: RefSeq, a predicted model, not a curated record